Molecule: messenger RNA, 429 nt
Organism: Rotaria sp. Silwood1
Lineage: Eukaryota; Metazoa; Rotifera; Eurotatoria; Philodinida; Philodinidae
Source: the annotation of a GenBank genome assembly
CCCACACCCCACACCCACACCUCACCCACACCCACACCCACGCACACCUCCACACACCAUAUCCACACCCACACCCACACACCCACACCCACACCCACACCCACCCCACACAGACGCCCACACCUACACCCACACCCACACCCAGCCAUUGAAUUCGUUCAAAAUUGAAUAUUUUUCAAUCUAUUUACUUCUCGUCCAUAGGCCAAACGAUUAAAUGAACUUUUGCUCAAAUGUGUAUUCGAUGAACAAUUGGAAGUGCGAACAAUUGCAUCAAUGACUUUAUCAGGUUUCUAUCAAUGUGGUUAUAUUGAAUUAACUGCUAAAGAUCUCAACUAUUUUGAUGUUAUGAGCAAGACCAGUUAUUUUACAAAAACUAAUGACAAGAAAGUCAUAUCGGGAGAGAAUACUAUUAAACGACAUGGUGGUUAG